Molecule: messenger RNA, 2857 nt
Organism: Chara braunii
Lineage: Eukaryota; Viridiplantae; Streptophyta; Charophyceae; Charales; Characeae
Source: the annotation of a GenBank genome assembly
AUAGGAGAAGAAGAAGGAGGAGACAGUCGAGGAGAAGGGCAGGGAGGUAGGGACAAUGCAGAACCAAGGGGUUCCGCAGUUACAGGGUUAUGGGAAUGGGGGACCUGGUGUUGGCGGUAAUCAGCAGGGCGUUGUAUCAUGUUACUUGUGCGGGAAAGUUGGGCAUUAUGCCCGGAACUGUUGGACCGCGGGAAACGGGAGACCUAUGGUAUCGAGACAGCGUGCUCAAUCGGAGGGGAUGGUGGAUGGCGAAACAAGGGAGAUGCGUGAGUACUUUCGUGAAAAGAUCACGAAGUGGAGAAUGGAUGAGGAGAGAAGGGAAAUGGAAGAAAAGGAAAGACGUCGGAGGGAGGAAGAGGAUCGCAAGGAGCAGGAACGGUUGAGGGAGGCGGAAGCAAAGGAGGCAAGACUAGAGGCAAGAUUGGUUAGAUUACUCGCUCAACACUCGAAAGGAGGUACGAAGCUAGAGAGCUCUGGGGUGAAGAAGAAAUCGUCGAAAACCAAGGCAAGGGUAUUACGGGAGAUAAGGAGUUAUCUGGACGAAUCCGACGAUGAGAGCGAAAAAGUAAAAGAGGAGGCGGGAAAACUUAUUGAAGCAAUCGGGAGGAGGAAAGGAAAGAAGAAGAUUAAUGAGAAAGAAGGGAGAGUGUUGAGUAUCCAAAGGAGAGGACACAAGGCGAACCCGAUAAGAAUUGAUGAAGAGGAAGAACGGACACCACCAUUGGUGAGGACAACAGAGGACGAAGAUAUGGCGAAUCCUGGAAUCCUGGACUUCGCGAUUGAACUGCACAGGCACUUAUCUGAGAAGAAGGUGCCGGAAUUACGGAAGCUGUGCAAUAGGGAGGGGAUUGAAUGGUCGAAGAAAGAUACGGUCAUCGGCGAGUUGGUAAAGUGCAAGGCGAAGUUGGCAUACGGGGAGUUUGUCGAAAAUGGCCGCAUAUCACCUUUGUUUGAAAGCGGAAUUGGGGAUCCGGGGGUAGUAGAGUCAUCGUUAAUAAAGAAGUACUCACCAUCUUUGAACACUCAUGGCAUGAGGAAGGAAGGGAGACGGGUGAGAAAGAGGCCGGGGAAGAGAGAAAGAGGGAGAAGGAAGGUGAAUGUGUUAGGAGGACGAUUGAUAAAGUUCAAUGGACGCGCAUCACUGAUUGAUCUACUCCAGGAGAUGAAGGGGAGAAUGGGUAUUCAACAGAUCUCGUCGACAGGAGGGUCGAUUUGGAUGGACAAGUGGAAGGUAAUUCGAGGGAAAGUAGGAGAGACUACUUUGGUGGUUGGGCAGGAAUUUAAGUCGAUCGAGGAAUGCAAGCAGGUAAUGGAAAAGGGUGGGAUGUUUCAGGUAAGGGCCAUCAGGUUUAUGUCGUCAGAAAUCGAGGAUCGGAAGUUUGUGCUCAGGGAUGUCCUGAGGCAGCGAUGGACGGUGCGCGAGCUGUAUAAGAAGAGCUUCAGGGAACUCGUCGCUUUAUACAGGACUGCAACACUGUUUUCGGAGAAAAAGAGCCGAAAUCAGAUCAAAUGCAUCCUAUAUAGGGUGGUGAAGGGUAAGUACGGAAGCGAGAUUAGAAGGAGACCAUGUGUGAAGGUGCCGUUUUCCCCGGAGCUGAAGUUGGGAGUCAUUAGACGAGUGGCAGCGCAGUUGAUUGUACGAGCUAUGGCAGACCCGGAUGUGGCCAAGUUCGUAGCAACGAGGGAAAGGGUCGUAGUGAGAAGGAGGCUUACCGUUGGGAGCAUAAUCCAUAAUCAGUGGAAAUGCGCAGAGAACGACGUGGCAUUAUGUACCUGCGAUGGGUUUCACCUUCCGAGAAGCGAAGGACACGUUAAGCUACGAGUAUGCGAUGUGAAGGACGUCCCGGAGUUUAUGCGUAAUUCGAAGAACGUGACAAGCGGGAGUGUUAUCUCUCCAGAGGUACUAGAGACAUGCAUAAGAGAAGGCGUGAAUGGGUGGGUGAGCGGAAGAGAUACCGAUGUGCCUUACGGGGAUAUCAGUGAGUGCUAUGGGAGAAGGAGUGACAUGGCGGAAAUGGCGAUGACAACGAAUGAGGUCAGAAUGUGUUUUAAGAGGUAUAGCGAUUUGGUAGCCGUUCCGAUCGAUCGGAAUCCAGGGGACACUUUGCUGGUAUGCCUUGUGUUGUAUUUGCAAGCCUGCAAGGAAACCUUUAACUGGAGUCAGAGUUUUCGAGUAGUACAUGAACCGGAGAAUCAGGCUAUAGCCAGGAUAAAGACGGGGUUCUUGGGCAAAGGAUUGAGCAAGGUGGCUAGGUGGCAAACCGGGGGAAAGAUUGGUCAAGCCUACGUUCUACCCAAAGAUUAGGAUUUGGGUAGAUGGCGACCGAUCUCUCCAAGUACUACUGAUCCAGCAAGACUAGCGGGAGCCAGAGUGGGGAGGGCUAUUAGGUAUAUGCUCUUCGGGAUUAGAAAGACAGAACAUUUUGACUUGAAGUCUAUGGAUGAGUUGAAGGUAAGAUGUGAGGAAAUCCAGCAGGAUCUGAGCAUGAGAGGGGACGAGAUUAUCGCGAGGAGUUAUGAUAUUAAUAACAUGUUCGCGCGACUAUCGCACGAAUGCAUUCUGGAAGCAGUCGAGUGGGUGACGAACUGGCAUGAGAGAACAGGAAUGAAAGGCGUGCGGGUUAGUCAGAGAGGGAAACUGUGUGCCAUGGUAAAGAGAAUUUUGAAGGAGGAAGGCUUCGUUACCCUUUCAUUUGAUGAGAUUAGGAAGGAGGUGGCAUUUGAGCUUUCCCAUUCGUAUGUUAGGUGUGCUGGUGUGAUAUUGUUGCAAAGAUUCAAUAUUCCCAUGGAUCGGAAUUCCAGUCCAACACUGGCAUGUUUGGUCUGCGCAGAAGCUGAAUCAAGAUUUUUAGAAUGA